Messenger RNA from Mucor velutinosus, 1911 nucleotides. RefSeq lists its product as uncharacterized. Gene Ontology annotation, cellular component: glutamate-cysteine ligase complex. Gene Ontology annotation, biological process: glutathione biosynthetic process. The coding region runs from base 1 to 1911 and encodes 636 amino acids. Gene Ontology annotation, molecular function: glutamate-cysteine ligase activity. Lineage: Eukaryota; Fungi; Mucoromycota; Mucoromycetes; Mucorales; Mucoraceae. The transcript has 7 exons. The record is from RefSeq and is a predicted model, not a curated record.
AUGGGUCUCUUAUCUCUCGGAACACCACUCCAUUGGAACGAAGCUAAAGGCUAUGCUGACCAUGUUCGCAAGCAUGGUAUCGAACAGUUUCUUCACAUUUACAACUAUCAAAAGGACAGGCAAACGCAAUGCUUGCUCUGGGGUGAUGAGAUUGAAUACAUUGUCGUAAAGUUCAAUGACGAGGAAAAGACCACCAAAUUGUCCCUUCGCGCCUUUGAUAUCCUUGAAAAGCUGGAGAAGCCUGAGCAUGACUGGUUGGCAGGCAUUGAAAAGGAGCCACCAGCUGCGUUAUGGAGACCAGAGUACGGUCGUUAUAUGAUUGAGGGCACACCUGGUUUACCUUAUGGAGCCACCUUCCGUGAUUUAGUGGGGGUAGAGGACAACAUGAAGUUGAGACGAAAGAUGGCACAUGCAGCUAUGGAUCCAGACGAGCAGGCAGUAUCUUUGGUCAACUACCCUCGCUUGGGCUGUCCCAAUCAACUGUACCCUGAUCACGAGCCUAAUGGCCCUGCCUGUCAAAGUAUGUUUGUGCCUGACCAGAUUAUUAAUCCUCAUGCAAGAUUCCCCACAUUGACUGCAAACAUCCGUCGUCGCAGAGGAUCCAAAGUCCAGAUCAACAUGCCCAUUUUCCACGAUGUCAAUACACCCAAGCCUUUCAUUGAUCCCACUAUCCCAUGGGAUCGUGAUUUAUUCAAGCACGACAAAGAAGCCAAAGAGGGUGCUGCGUUGCCUGACCACAUCUACAUGGAUGCCAUGGCUUUUGGCAUGGGCUGCUGCUGCUUGCAAAUCACUUUCCAAGCAUGCAACAUUGAUGAAGGCAGAAGACUAUACGAUCAGUUGGCUCCUGUUGCACCACUGAUGAUGGCCUUGUCUGCCAAUUCACCCAUCUAUCGUGGUUAUUUGGCUGAUGUCGACGCUAGAUGGAAUGUCAUUUCUGCCAGUGUUGAUGACAGAACACCCGAGGAAAGAGGACUCAAGCCCUUGAAGGACAGUAAAUACGUGAUUAAUAAGUCCCGUUACGACUCUAUCGAUUCCUACCUCUCCAAUGACCCCACCUACAAGUCCAAAUACGACGAUAUUGAUCUAGUGUACGACAAGGAUAUCUACCAGAAGCUGAGAGAUAGUGAUGUGGAUGAGAAGCUCGCUAGGCAUGUUGCUCACUUGUUCAUCCGCGACCCUCUGGUCAUUUUCAAGGAAUUGCUGAAUUUAGAUGACUCGCAAUCCUCAGAUCACUUUGAGAACCUUCAAUCCACAAACUGGCAAACCAUGCGUUUCAAGCCACCACCACCCAACUCCUCCAUCGGAUGGCGUGUUGAAUUCAGAAGCAUGGAGGUGCAGAUCUCUGAUUUCGAGAAUGCAGCGUAUUCUGUCUUUAUCGUGCUACUCACUCGAGUGAUCCUCAGCUUUGGCCUCAAUUUCUAUAUUCCCAUUUCCAAGGUGGACGCCAACAUGCAAACUGCUCAUAAGCGUGAUGCUGUAUUGAACGACAAGUUCUACUUCCGUAAGAACGUAUUCACCUCUCGUACACCUACCGGUAACGCACAACCCAACUCAGAGAGCGUCGAGGAUGAGGAUGCCUAUGAAUUGAUGACAUUGAAUGAGAUUGUCAAUGGCAAGGAGAAUGGAUUCCCUGGUUUUGUACCCUUAAUCCACAGCUAUUUGAAUAGCACCAACAUUGAUAUCGAAACGCGCUGCAAGUUAUCCUCCUAUCUGAGUCUGAUCAGCAAGAGAGCCAGCGGAGAGCUCAUGACAGGCGCUGCUUAUUUGCGUCAAUUUGUACAAAACCAUCCUGCUUACAAGAAGGACUCUGUCGUGUCGGAUGAGAUUACGUAUGAUCUUGUCAAGAGAGCCGAUCAGAUUGCCAAGGGCGAAUAUCAUCCCAAAGAGCUGCUGGGAAACUUUACUGCAUAG